CGGCGGCGGCGGCUGCAGGCAGAGCGCAGGGCUCACGGCACUGGGCGAUCGCCGUCGGGGCUCGGGCGGUGGGCAGUGGGCGCAGGCUCCCCGGUGCCCGCCCCUCCGCUGCGGGGGAGGGGGGCGCAAGCGGGCGGCCGGGGAGGGGCCGGCACCGCCGCCGCAAAAUGAGCCUGCUGUCGGCCAUCGACACGAGCGCCGCUUCGGUGUACCAGCCCGCCCAGCUACUCAACUGGGUCUACCUGUCGCUGCAGGACACGCACCAGGCGAGCGCCUUCGAUGCCUUUCGGCCCGAACCGCCCGCAGGCGCCGCGCCCCCAGAACUGGCCUUCGGAAAGGGCCGCCCGGAGCAGCUGGGCUCGCCCCUGCACUCCAGCUAUCUCAACAGCUUCUUCCAGCUGCAACGCGGAGAGGCUCUGAGCAGCAGCGUGUACAAGAGCGCCUCGCCCUACGGCUCCCUCAACAACAUCGCCGAUGGCCUCAGCUCCCUCACUGAGCACUUCUCAGACCUGACCCUCACCUCUGAGACCCGCAAGCCCAGCAAGCGGCCCCCACCCAACUACCUGUGCCACCUGUGCUUCAACAAAGGACACUACAUCAAGGACUGCCCCCAGGCUCGCCCCAAAGGCGAGGGUCUGACCCCGUACCAGGGCAAAAAGCGCUGUUUCGGCGAGUACAAGUGUCCCAAGUGCAAGAGAAAAUGGAUGAGCGGGAACUCGUGGGCCAACAUGGGGCAGGAGUGCAUUAAGUGCCACAUCAACGUGUAUCCGCAUAAGCAGAGACCCCUGGAGAAGCCCGACGGCCUGGACGUGUCCGACCAGAGCAAGGAGCACCCCCAGCACCUGUGCGAGAAGUGCAAGGUGCUCGGUUACUACUGCCGCCGCGUGCAGUGAGCUGCCCACCAUGCCCGCAGCCACCCGCCCAGCGGCCGCCCGGGACGCCGCUCCCUGUGCCUCUCCGCGUUGCCGUGUGUCCUGCAGCCUUACACGCCUGGGCGGGGGUGUCUUAGGUUCUCGUCUGAUGUGUGUUGCCAAACAGUGUUAUGGACGUGGCUGCCCCCACCGAAUGCUGGGGCUCUCUGCAGGUGGGCCUGGGGUCUGUGUGGAGGGGACAGGGGUAAGCAGAGGUCAGCACCCAGGACCCCAUAAAGCCCUUGGUGUCCCCUGCCGGCGGUCUUCCUCUGAGACUCCCUUUGGGGUGAGCAGCCUUAUAUUGGCCACAAGUGCACUAAAUGUACUGUGAAUCCCAAAGCCUGCAGGGGACUGUCUCCCCAAGACUAGCCAGGCCUCCUUCUCUGCCCACAACCUUCCAGUUUGCCAUGUGUGCAAAGCCACUCUCAGAAAAGCCCUAUGUUUGUGUCCUGUUUGAGUCAGCAAUCCUGGCGAGCUGACCCCUGUUCUAGCAGCUGCUGGGGAGUGGACAUCUCUGCCCCCUGCCCACCAUGAGCCCCAGACCCCACUGCCUGUGAUGUCAUUAGCAUUGCGUACCCUAGACCCAGAGGUCAGGGACAGGGAGGCGCUGAAUGUUGGCUAGUGUCCCACAGUGUGGCCUGGGACACAUCAGACAAUGCCUCUCCCCGCCCCCACCACACACUUUCCCCACUUGGGAUUAGACUUUGUGCUUGGAUUGUGUCAGGCCCCUUCCCUACCCUUGUCCUUCACCCACACCUACACCGGGGUCCACCCCCUGAUCGAGGCCGUAGGGCCCGGUGUGGAAGGCCCUCUGGCAGGACAGACACAGGCCUGGUGGUCUGGAGACCACCCUAGGUUCAUGUGCCAGCCCUGCUGCUCACACACUACGAGGCCUCAGGAAGGACUUCUCGACUCUGGCCCUCAGGGCACCCGCUAGUUACGUGAGAGAGGGUCUCCAGGGUGCGCAGGCCCAAUUCGGUUCCAGUGUUGUGGGGUUCACAUGAAGCUUUGUCCGGAGAGGCCCACCAAGCCCCACACUGCACAUGGUCACCCAUCACUCACUUCGAACAGAGCUGAGGGAUGCUGGUCCUCCCCUGUCACCACCUGUAACCCCUGCCCUUCCUGAUGUCCCCAUCCCACCUCUGCAAAAAUGAGGGAGAAGAAUCCCCCUCACGCGAGGCCAACCCAUCGUAAGCUACAGAACCUCUCUUUUAUAAAAUGGGACAAUGAUUUCCUACCUCCCAGGGGAGCAGGGAGGCCUCUGGGCAAGUCAUGUUGGUCAGGGAGACCACUGUCCCGGCUGGCGGGAGAGAUCACGCUCGCCUCUCUGCUCUCUCCCCUGUGAGAAGCCCUAUUUUUACUGUCCCAUCAUCCCUCCUUUCUCCCAGGGAGAGGGAGAGAGCCGGCUGGCGGGACCAGGUCCCUUGGUUUUGCCCCAACAUUAUGGCCUCUGUGGAAAAACAAACAAACAAACAAACAAAAAAUUCAGACCGUGCAAUGGGCCUGAAAUUCAGUGUUUACCAUGGCUCAAGGUCACCCAACUGGGGCCUGGUCGCCUUUUGUUUUCAAAUGAAAAUGCUGUGUACAACUGAGGGGUUAGAGGGAAGUGAUAACCAGGGGUCCAGGGAGCAAGUUGAAGAGAUGGUGUGAGUGCGUUUGCAGCCGG
Molecule: messenger RNA, 2577 nt
Organism: Enhydra lutris kenyoni (northern sea otter)
Lineage: Eukaryota; Metazoa; Chordata; Mammalia; Carnivora; Mustelidae
Product: zinc finger CCHC-type containing 24
Exons: 4
Coding region: 168-893 (241 amino acids)
Molecular function (GO): zinc ion binding; nucleic acid binding
Source: RefSeq, a predicted model, not a curated record